CUCAAGAAUGCAUCUCGUCAACAACUGCUAGCUUUCGUUUCACAUCAGCUGGAGCUGUUGGCGGUUGACAGAAGUACCCCCAGGCUGUAUGUUACAUCUUCUCCAGCUUCGAGGUGUCAAAACCAAACCAUCAGUAUGGCCACAGCGCAGUCGGUGCUACUGCUAGCAGUGCAUGUUUUACUCAUCUCAGAAUUCAUCUUGGCUAAGAGAGACUACUAUGAGAUACUCGGGGUGCCCAGAGAUGCUACUGAGCGACAGAUCAAAAAGGCUUUCCAUAAACUGGCCCUGAAGUACCACCCAGACCGCAACAAGAGCCCAGAUGCUGAGGCGAAGUUCAGAGAAAUAGCAGAGGCAUAUGAAACAUUAUCUGAUGAUAAGAGAAGGAAAGAUUAUGACCUAUUUGGCCAUGGUGCAUCAUCAGGGGAGGGACAUGGAGGAAGAGGAGGAGGAGGCAGUGGGGACUAUAACUUCAAGCAGCACUUCCAGUCCUUCAACUUCAACUUUGAUGACAUUUUCACUGACUCUAACUCUUUUGGUCAACAACAGCGACACCAACACCACUUUCACUCCAACUCCCACAAUCAAGCCCACCAAAAGAGACACUUUGAUAGUCACUUCCAAGCUCAUCAAGAUGCCAUGAACAGGCAGAGAAGGGGGUUUCAGCAGGGAGGCUUUGGUGGCGGACUCUUUGAUGACAUGUUUGAGGACUUGGAGAAGAUGUUCUCCUUUAAUACGCACACUUCCAGGACUGACAGUAGAUUUCAUGGCUCAGCGAAGCAGCACUGCAGGACAGUGACUCAGCGAAGAGGGAACAUGGUGACCACCUUCACUGAAUGCUCCUGAGAUGAAAAGAAAUGGGAAAAUUUGGGACACUGCAAGGUUUUUUUUUGUGGUUUUGAAAUUGAAUGCUAAUUUAUCACAUUGUGGAAUAGAGAAUUGUUUUGUGUGGCUUUUCUAAUUCUCUAUACAUCCCUCUUUCAGCAAAUAUCCAAGCUAAUGAUGAAUGGCUGGUUUCAGCAAUAACCCAUGCACAUUAUUGCCCAUAGGAUCGUAGUAAGUCUUAGGAUCAUUCAGAUAGUUUUCUUUCAUUUAGCUCUCAUGGCUCAUUCUGUUUACUUGUUCAUGUUUUGUUAUAGUGCAAUGCGACUCAGGUAUGGCCUAAGGUUCAAAGAGAAUUUUUUUUUCUUUAGUAGGCAGUGAGAUAUCAAGAGUUAUAGGAAACAGUAAUAAUAUCGUGAACUCUGCAGCUCUUUAGGCCAUGCUAUCAUUUUCUAUCAAAUGUAAACCUCUAAAACAACUUGUUUUGGUCUUGAUUUGGUAAGAUUCAAAAUCAAACAACAGAAAAAAAUAAGGCUCUUUAGCACUUUUGUGACAUCCUCACUUGCUGGAUUGUUUGCAGGUUGGCUAUAAUCAACUGUUACCUCAUUUUAGUGUUUUCUUCCAGAGUUUCAUCUACCUUCUCUCAGUCAGGGCAGGAAAUUAACAUCAGUCCCAUGACAAAUACUGGUCAAGCUAGCCUCAAAGUAAGGUACUACUCAGCUAUUUUUCAGGCUGUUGUGAUUUGCAAUAACAAAAUAAAAAAAAAAUGUUUGCCAGUGAAGCUAAAUGGUCUGAAAAGUUAAGCUUCCCAAACUGAUCAGAAUGUGCAAUAUAUAGCACCUUUGCUCUUCAUGUUGCCUAUCUUUCAAAGACAGUGCUUUGCAAAUGUCAUUGUCUAAUGUCUGCACUUUGUUUGUGUGUGUGUGUGUGUACGGUAUCUGUGUGUGCAGAGUGUUGAUUGACUGCAUAAUGUUUUAAGAGUAAAUAAAACCUUAUAAGAGCAAAUUUUGGUGUUUUGAAUUUAGCCUCCAAGGCAAAACAAGCACUAUAUCAGUAUAAAAGUGUAUUUUAAAUGUAUUACACUAAUAAUUGACACAGUAUUUAUUAAGGCAUUUAAAUAGGAUUCAGUGUUUUAUAAAAUCAUUCCCAGUUACAAAGCUCUACUUUAGGUUGUAUGAAAUAAAUAAAACUAAACAUAAAAGCUUGGCACUGGAUGCUUACUAACCUUGCAAGAGGAUUCAGUUAAAAAUGGUCUUAAGAUUUCAUUGUGGUACAGUAUGUUCCUAUUUUUUAAAAUAAGCUGAAGACAGCUAGCUGUCUUUCUAGAAAUCUCCAGUAGAGUGUGUACUUUCUCAAGGUUGCAAAACAAGACCAUCUAAAAGGGCCCCUGAAAGGAAAUGGCAAGUGAUAGAAGAAGAUUGCACAAUUAUCAGAUGGAAGAUGGAAUGACCAAGAGGAUAGAUCUAUUUUGCCAUAAAGUGGUCCAGCUGAUUACUCGUGAGAUUUAACUAAAAACCUGUUUAAAUGUUUAAGAGAAAAAAAAAAAAAAAAAAAAAAAAAAAACUAGCUUGUGAAACUGCUAAGUCAUCCAAGCUGCACCACACCCAGGUCAAGCUUAGCUAAUGUGUUAUA
Melanotaenia boesemani (Boeseman's rainbowfish) is the source of this 2451-nucleotide messenger RNA. Its product is annotated as dnaJ homolog subfamily B member 9-like. Gene Ontology annotation, cellular component: endoplasmic reticulum. Gene Ontology annotation, molecular function: protein-folding chaperone binding; misfolded protein binding. The coding region runs from base 136 to 843 and encodes 235 amino acids. Lineage: Eukaryota; Metazoa; Chordata; Actinopteri; Atheriniformes; Melanotaeniidae. The transcript is spliced from 3 exons. The record is from RefSeq and is a predicted model, not a curated record.